UCCCAAGAUUGGUGAUUUUUUUCUUUGAAUAAAAAAACCCUUUUUCUAAUAAAACUUAAUAAGAAAGGAAACGUUUCAAUUUCUUAAUUCUCUUGAGACGUUUCGCGGCCACUUUUCGAAUCUUCAUCAGGCCUACAGACAAUUAGAAAACUAAAGCUGAAUAGUAUUGAAUUAAAAUCUAAUCAACUGAAAUGUAAUUUAUUCCAACUACUUAAAUCAAUCUUGUGAGACCCGAGAAAAAUAUUUUUUAAUCUAAAAUCUAAAUAAAAUUAAAGAGAAAAAAAAUAAUCUUGGGACAUCUUUUAACUCUAAAAUGAAGGUGUUCAUAUAAAGAAGUUGAGAACCGAAGGCCAUUCGCAUUGAAUGGGAAAAAAUGUGUCGAAAUAUCUCUCUUUAUUCCACACCCGUGAUCGUGGUAUUCCUCAGCCAAUAGAUUCAUCUCUCUUUACCAAUGCGCGAUCGCAACAAAAGAAUUGUGUGUGGAUGUUUCAAUGAAGGUGCGAAAGAGACUUGUUUCGUUUCUUACACAGGUAUAGUAGUGGCUUGAAAGGUGGUCUGGUCGUUUUGAUGAGAUCAUUUCAUUUUAGUCACUCACGGGUAAAUGGUGUAAAAUUUUAAUUAAAAACUUUUCUCAUUUUGUUCAGUCAACUCCGUGGAAAGCUAGAGAAGGGAUUUGGUACAAGAAUAAUAAGAAAAAGUAAAGGCAACACACAAUAUGGAUGUGAGGAAGAUAUCAAUUUGCCUGUUUUUGGUGCUUUUGGGUUUUAUGGGUGGUGUUUUUGGUGAGAAAAAGUACAAAAUGAAAGAUAUGAUGAGGAAAUCAAUUGUUUUCGACAAAACCACCCCCGAUGUUUUCUACUGUCCCACAACGAAGCCAUCCUUUGAGAAGCUCAUCGUUAAAUCUAAUCCCAUUCACAAAUUAUGCGAACAUGAGGGACGACCCUUGCCACCAGACUACAAAUCUGACUGUUAUCAGGAUAUCGAUGAAUCGGAUUAUGCCUGCAAGGAGAAGUACAGGAUAAUGAUGCGACUGUAUCCACCGGGAAGUGAUGCCCCAUUCAAUGGUGCACGAUUGGCGAAAUUCAUGAAGAAUGAUGGUGAGAUGAAGACAAAGGUGUCCUCUAAAUAUCAAGGAAAGCACUAAAAGUGUGUGGGUGGGAUGGAGAUCACGGAAAAUCUACGUGCUGAAUGCCCAAAAUUACCCAAAAUUAUCACCAUACUUCCCCACUGCCAUGGGUUGUUUAAUACGUCUCUAAAAUCCUCUUAAAUUAAUUGGCUAAAAAUAAUUAUUUUUUUAUUACUUCUGUGAAACACUUGUUAACAUUUAACAAAAAUAGUGCAAUUUUAUUAUAAUGAGAAUAAAAUUAUUUCUUUGCGAAAAAUAAA
Messenger RNA from Lutzomyia longipalpis, 1386 nucleotides. RefSeq lists its product as uncharacterized. The coding region runs from base 716 to 1144 and encodes 142 amino acids. Lineage: Eukaryota; Metazoa; Arthropoda; Insecta; Diptera; Psychodidae. The record is from RefSeq and is a predicted model, not a curated record. The transcript is spliced from 4 exons.